Molecule: messenger RNA, 769 nt
Organism: Alexandromys fortis (reed vole)
Lineage: Eukaryota; Metazoa; Chordata; Mammalia; Rodentia; Cricetidae
Gene: Tnnc1
Product: troponin C1, slow skeletal and cardiac type
Exons: 6
Coding region: 92-577 (161 amino acids)
Cellular component (GO): myosin II complex
Molecular function (GO): calcium ion binding
Source: RefSeq, a predicted model, not a curated record
AGGAGGUGGAGGGAGGCAGGGCUAUUUAAGCCCAGGCUGAGGGCUGGCAGGCUGGCAACCCCAGUAGCCUGUCCUGUGAACUGCCUUCAGCAUGGAUGAUAUCUACAAAGCUGCGGUAGAGCAGUUGACAGAAGAACAGAAGAAUGAGUUCAAGGCCGCCUUUGAUAUCUUUGUCCUGGGUGCGGAGGAUGGCUGUAUCAGCACCAAGGAGCUGGGCAAGGUGAUGAGGAUGCUGGGCCAGAACCCCACACCCGAGGAGCUGCAGGAGAUGAUUGAUGAGGUGGACGAGGAUGGCAGCGGCACAGUGGACUUUGAUGAGUUCCUUGUCAUGAUGGUUCGGUGCAUGAAGGAUGACAGCAAAGGGAAGUCUGAGGAGGAGCUGUCGGAUCUCUUCCGCAUGUUUGACAAGAAUGCUGACGGCUACAUUGACUUGGACGAACUGAAGAUGAUGCUGCAGGCUACGGGCGAGACCAUCACAGAGGACGACAUCGAAGAGCUCAUGAAGGAUGGUGACAAGAACAAUGAUGGCCGCAUUGACUAUGACGAGUUCCUGGAAUUCAUGAAGGGUGUGGAGUAGACACUGGCUUUGUUCAGAGUUGCCCACACCUGUGCUCCAUCUCCAGACAGAUCCUGUGGUACGGGUGCAACUGGGUUCUCUGGACUCUGAACCCGGUUGUGUCCUUUAACGGUGUCCCCCCCCCCGACCCCACCCAUAGACUCUCUCCCCAUUCUUGUCCCGGGGGGUGCAAAUAAAUCCUUGCUCCCCAGA